Messenger RNA from Paramormyrops kingsleyae, 3617 nucleotides. RefSeq names its product TSC22 domain family protein 2-like. Gene Ontology annotation, biological process: regulation of transcription by RNA polymerase II. The record is from RefSeq and is a predicted model, not a curated record. NCBI's taxonomy places the organism in Eukaryota, Metazoa, Chordata, Actinopteri, Osteoglossiformes, Mormyridae.
GGAAACACGCAGCUCGAGCUCUCGGGUUUGCAUGCAGGGCAGGAGGCGACGAAGUGCAUAGCGACUAAAGCCGCUUUUCGCGAUGUCCAAAAUGCCGGCGAAGAAGAAGAGCUGUUUCCAGAUAACCAGCGUGACACCGGCCCAGGUGGAUGCCAGCAUCAUCAUCGAAGAUACCGAGAAUCUGGACGACCCGGACGAAUCACGGACCGAGGAGGUUUCUUCAGAGAUAUUCGACGUGUCCCGGACCGAUUUCGAACCGGAGGCGUGCGACCGGAGCUCGUCGGAAGAAACGUUGAACAAUGUCGGGGAAACUGAGGCCCCCGGCGCGAUGCCAUCACAUAUACCUCAAGAUGGGCAGCUACCCGCAGCGACGGGUUCCCUGAAUGGGGGUAUCGGCUUUAGAAGCGUUAGUCAGCAGAUUUCUGGGACUCUAGGGCCGGCGGGCCAGCCCCCCGCGCUUCUGCAGCAGCCGGCUUCAGCCCCUGCACCGGGGAUUACAAAUGUAGCAGCGAGCACAUCUCAGCCACUUCCUGCCCCAGCCGUUUCCAGCACAGCAUCUACUACUACCACAAGUUGCAGUUCGAGGUUCAGGGUCAUCAAGCUCGAUCAUGGUACGGGGGAGCCCUUCCGAAGGGGCAGGUGGACUUGUGUGGAAUACUAUGAUAAAGAUUCCGAGGGCGCCGUUGGUAGGUCCAUGGACAGCCUCCGGCAUACGAGUGCCUUGGAUCACAGCAUGGAGAGGGACAGUGGGCUCGGUGCCACUGGUGGGUCUGUGGUGGUAUCGGCUGUGUUGUUCGGACCGGGCCACGAUUCUAGUGCGGAUGGCUCUUUCUCAGCUGCCGUGCAGUUGCACCUGGUAGACCCACCUCAGCAGCCACAGACGUACAGCUUUGGAAGCGUGGCGCAUGGUGCAUUCCAGUCCCCUCCGUACGCCGCCAUCCCACCCCAGAAUCUACUCCCCCCAGGGCACAAUAGUUCUUCCUUUAAUGUGUCCAUGCAGCACACCCACAAGUCCCCCAGCAUACCUGUCACGCAAGCCUUCACAUAUGCGGGGCAGCUCCCAAACGCCCAUCAACUUCCCGGCCAGCCUGUCGGACAGCCAGAAUACAGGCAACCACAUCUCCCGCUUUUGCAGGCUGUGGGCGCAGGCGCUUCCUCGCAGGUUCUGCCGGCGGGUGCCCAGGGGCCCCCACAAGUCACCCCGUCUAGUGCUCAGCAGGUGGAUUCAGCUGGCCUCAUGCAGCAACAGCAGCCAAAGCCCACUGGGCCGUACCAGCCCUCUGGGGGCUCACCAGUGGCCUCCAGCACUCCGCUGGCCUUGCCGCCCCAGACACCUCCUUCCGCAGGACAGUCCCGCACCUUGGGUCCUUUCUCCAGCAGCCCGGUGGAGGACUGCCGGAGGAAGUCCGACGUCCUACCUCAGGCUCCUGUCACCCCGGGAAAAGAUGUUGUGAAGGCCUCAAACCCAGAAAGCGUGCCCACUGUGAACACUCUGUUUGGAAUACCCAUCGCCAUGGAGGAAGAUGAAGAUUGUGCUUCUGGGGCAAGUGUUGUGGCAAUCGACAAUAAAAUAGAACAGGCUAUGGAUCUGGUGAAAAGCCAUCUGAUGUAUGCGGUGCGUGAGGAGGUGGAGGUGCUGAAGGAGCAGAUCAAGGAGCUGUUCGAGAGGAACUCUGUGCUGGAGCGGGAGAAUGCCGUGCUCAAGUCGCUGGCCAAUAACGACCAGCUGUCCCAGCUCUCGCAGACCGCUGGUGGCAGUGGGACCCCCACGCAACAACAGCAGCAUCCCGCGGUCCAGGCCGCCCCCCCGCCUCAGGAGGCCGGCCAGCUCCUGCCCCCUCAGCACAACACAUCCUCCGCGUGAAGCAUUAUGCUGCCCCCCCUGGACUGGGGCAAGGGCUGGCAGAAGUGGGAGGGGUGGGAAUGGAGAGUGGGAGAAUACAAACCCUCUUGAGAAUUUAAGAUCUUAAAGUUAAUUGAGUCUUUUACCUUGUUCACCCCAAGCUUCAAAAAAAUGUGACGAGGCGCGUGGGGUGUGUGUGCGCCGUUGGGCCCCUCCCGGUGUCGGGCGGCCCGGACCCAGGUGGCCGGGUAGAUGCGAGAAGCUGCCAGCCAGUGGAGUGGCGUGGCGUGGCGUGGUGUGACCGGGUGGGGAGGGGGCAUCGCUCACUGGGUAGAGAGGAUAUGGCUUUCUGAGUGGAAACAGUGGGGAAAGGUGAAAACGGUGUCCUGCCCUAGAUGGGAUGGGGUGGGGGGACGCUUUGGCCUGUUCCCUUUCAUGUCAGAAGUGAGGGAUGCUGGGAUAUCUACCCAUACUUCAACAUGAAAUCAGUUCAUCAGUUCACUUCCACUGUUUGUGUUUAUUUAUUACUGGGCUGCUAUUUUCAUAUCGUCAAUGAACAAUGAACAUAAAUGUCACAGAAUCAGUAAAAACCUUUUUUAAGUUCGAAAUGUAAAAGUUUCGCACAGCAGGUGGGUGAUGUAUUAUGUCAACUAGUUAAAUAUAUAGGCAAUAAAAAUCCUGGCAUAGCUAUAACACUAAUGGCAAUUUUACUUUGGGAUUGUUUAUUUACGUUAGUUACGAUCCAGUUUGAAUGUACAUUUUGUAUAGAGUGUAAAGUAUUAUAAACAUAGCAAGUUUGUACAGGUAAACACCAGUUUUUGUGAAACGGAAUCUUAAUUGAAAUCUUUGGUGGGCUAUUUUGAUGAAGAAGACUGUUCACUUCUGUUUCUGGUUGCUUUGUCUAAGAACAGAAAGGUGAUUGCCAUACUUCCCCCUACCUUUGGAGAAAAAAGUUGUCUUGUGCAUAAAUAUAAAUAUAUAUUUUUUGUUGGGUGGGGAAAAAAAAAGCUGUGAAAUUGUUCAACCUACUUUGUAACCAAAGAUGCGAAGCUGUGUAAUUCAGUUGUUUUGUAAGGCACACUUUAUGUAUUUUUAGUUUUUUUUCCUUUCUCCUUCACAACAAAAUAUUUUGUUGGUCUUUAGCAUGUUCUGCAUGAUUUAUAAUCUUCGAACCACUUUCUUACCUCAUGUUUUUAAUCAGCACUCUUAUUGCGUCAGUCUGCGAACAAUUAAAACAAAAUAUAUGGCGAGAUGCUGACAUUGGAGAUUCAAAAGAAGAAAUGCAGACCGUGGGGUCUUCACUGACUGCAUAGACUGACCUGAAUGCAUCUUCGCUUUACAUUGUGUUUAGAAUCUCCUGUGCAGACCAUUUUCUUACAUUGACGAUUUUCAAUCUUUAGCCAUGACUUUCAUAUUCUCGAAUGUAGUGUACACCGUUUCAAUUUGAGAAGGUGAAACUAUAUCUGCCCAUUUUCAAAAUCUGAUUUGGACCCAGCAAAUUGCGUAUGGAGAAGUCCGGUAUGUCCUUUCUGUGUUUUUUUCCCCCCCUCAUUGUGCCGCCCCACCCCGUGCACCUUGACUCUGAAAACGGCGAUGUCAUUGUUGCUGACUGGGCUCGCUUUCCGGUUGCCCAUUUGUGUGACUGGUUACCGUGGUGAGAGUCUACAACUGCAAUAUUGUCAUUUAGUUUCUGUUUUUGUCUGAAGGAAUUGCAAAGUGUUCUGUAUGAGCUUUAUCACUGAGCCUUGGAAAAAUAUAUUUUUACUUGAGCAAA